AUGGAUGGUUAUCAAGAUAACGCUCACCAAGUAGAAGAACAUGAUGAUGGUUCCUGCCAAGAUGUUUCUCCUGCUAGUGUAAUGAAUGACGUUUCUGAUGAGAUUACUAAAGAGAUAUCACCAAGCCAACACGAAAGAUGGAGAGACCUUGUGUUUGAUAUACAACUGAGAGCACAAGAAGACGUUCAUGACGAUUUCCUGAGUGCAAAUGGAUCCUUUACUCCAACUCCUAGUCCUGUCUCCAAAAGGUUUUGUUUCUCUCCCAUGGCAAUUCCUAGAAUAGGGAGACGCGGUGGAUCCAUGAGUCCUUCCUCGUCAGGAAGAAGCACUACUCUCGAGAAUGUCUUCAACUUCAAGAACCGGAACAACAAUGCAGAUAUUGAGCAAGGUGUGGAGUUGGUGUAUGAUGAUGGCAGAGUCAAGUCUAAUAUUCCAAGAACAUGGUCUCUCACUAAUCUCUUAACUCCUAGAAAAUACAAGAAGACAGAGUCUUUGCCUGUUACACCUUUAGCUCACUCAAAUGCUGAGUCCGUGCACAAGAGUACACUGCCUAUUCGCCGUACACGUUCUGUUCCAACGCUCAUCGACAAAGAUGGUAACGUGAAGUCACUAGGGGUUCUCCGUGUGAUCCCUACUCCAUCUCGUGGGGACACUGAGAGUCUAGAGAUGAUGCAUGAACACGAAGAUGGGGGAGAAGAUGUUCCUGAAGAGGAAGCUGUGUGCAGAAUCUGCAUGGUUGAGUUAGGAAAAGAUUCAGAAGCUUUCAAGAUGGAAUGCAUGUGCAAAGGGGAGUUAGCUCUUGCCCACAAAGAGUGUACUAUCAAAUGGUUCACGAUAAAAGGGAACAUAACCUGUGACGUGUGCAAACAAGAUGUGACAAAUCUCCCCGUGACACUUCUACGUGUGGAUGAUCGUCAUGAGGACCGGUCUAGAGAAGCAGAGCAUACAGAGGUUAACAAGUGGCAAGAUGUGCCGAUUCUUAUCACCGUGAGCAUACUUGCAUACUUCUCUUUCCUUGAGAAGCUUCUGCUGAUGGAUAUGAAAUCGAGUGCCGUUGCAGUAGCUUUACCAUUCGCUUGCAUUAUUGGUCUUCUUGGAUCAGUGACAUCGACGACAAUGGUGAAGAGGAAGUAUGUGUGGCUCUUUGCAACUAUUCAGUUCAGUUUCGUGGUCCUUUUCGGUCAUGUCUUCUACUCAAGAAUUGAUGCUAAGCAGCCGGUUACGUGUAUUGUCUUAGCCACUAUGGUCGGAUUUGGACUCACCAUGUCCGCCACAGCAGUUAUUACCGUGUUUAUGGAAUGGAGGAGAAGCCAUGCUCAUCACCACCACCAGCCAGCAAGCACUCAGGUGGUUACACCACCGUUUCAAACAGCAGAGUAUAGGUAGUAGCUAUUGCUUCUUCUUCUUCUUCUUCUCUAUGGAGUUAAGAAUAUGAGAUUGAAAAAU
Molecule: messenger RNA, 1446 nt
Organism: Raphanus sativus (radish)
Lineage: Eukaryota; Viridiplantae; Streptophyta; Magnoliopsida; Brassicales; Brassicaceae
Exons: 4
Coding region: 1-1386 (461 amino acids)
Molecular function (GO): zinc ion binding
Source: RefSeq, a predicted model, not a curated record